Messenger RNA from Didymodactylos carnosus, 1092 nucleotides. Lineage: Eukaryota; Metazoa; Rotifera; Eurotatoria; Philodinida; Philodinidae. The record is from the annotation of a GenBank genome assembly.
AUGACAAACUUAAAUUAUCUUUCGCUAUUUUUAGCAACUACCGUAUUUGUGGUUAAUAACGCAGGACCAACCAUCCUUCAUGGCAAUGCAUCAUAUUAUGGAGCAUCGACACCAAAAAUUCCGGGACGUUCAAAACUCUUUGUCGAUCUCAAAAAUGAUAGAGGAAAAGUACUGGCUAAAUCAAGUUCAAAUGCUAAAAAAUUUCCCAUCAAAUUUCAACUAAAAUAUUCUGCGGAUAAACUGGAUAAAAACAGUAAUUAUUCAUUAACUGCAUCAAUUAAAUCUGCUAAUAAGAAGUUAUUGUACGCAAACAAUGUUGAUAUGCCAUUGAUUUUAUACGGAAAUAGUAAAACGACUCAUGUUCAUGUGCAAAUGGUUGAUUCAGUUCCAUCGUAUGCUAAAUAUCGCAAAGGUGUAAUCCAUAAUAUAAACGAUUUGAAAGUGUAUGAUGUGGGGCAAAAUUCAUCCUCAUCAUCCAUGGCUGUAAUCAUCCUCUAUGAUGCAUUAGGAUUUAAUAUUGAACAAACAAGAAUGUUUGCUGAAAGAUUAGCAGCUGAAACAAAUGCACGAGUAUUAAUGCCCGACUUCUUUCGAGGUAACGCAUUGCCGUACAGCGCAUUGCAUCCAUACCAACCCAAGGUUGUCACUACUUGGAUAGAAAAAUCACCCUCGUGGACAAUGAUUGAAAAAGAGCUUAAAAUGUUAUCGAAAGAACUGAGAGCUAGUGGAAAAAUUAAGAAGUUAGCUGUGAUCGGUUUUUGUUGGGGUGGUUUUCAUGUAGUCAAAGCCUGUAGUGAGCCUCAACUGGUCGAUUCGGGUAUCAGCAUUCACGGCUCAAUGUUAAAUAUGACUAACCCCAACCAAAUACAAAAGCCAAUCAUGUUUUUGAAAGGAAACAAUGAUCCGUCAUUAAACGAAAUCAAAGCCGUUCUGGAUAAAAAACCAUUUGGAAGUAAAUGUGAAUACAAGAACUAUGAGAAUAUGGCUCAUGGUUUUGUAACAGCGAAAGCAAAUUUUCACUCGAAAGAAAAUGUAGAAGCGAUCGAUGAUGUUCAUCAAAAAUGUAUUAAAUUUCUUAAAAAUACUACAUAA